Molecule: messenger RNA, 828 nt
Organism: Trichobilharzia szidati
Lineage: Eukaryota; Metazoa; Platyhelminthes; Trematoda; Strigeidida; Schistosomatidae
Source: the annotation of a GenBank genome assembly
GGAAAAUGGGGGAUAGUGAGUUCGCUUCUUCAUGUGAAUCCCGUCAUGCAGGUGAUGUGAUGAAUGAGAAAGAAAUGUGGUUCAGACGAAUGAGUGAAGAAGUGUCAUUCAGUGGUGAAGAUGGAAUGAAGAAGAGUGAUGCGUCGGAGUCUACCUUCAUCUGUCCCGUGUGUAAAUUUCGUGCUCGUUGGUUCAGUGAGUUGCGUGCUCAUAUGGUGAACCAUUCUGAGCAUCGGAUGUUUGGCUGUUGUUACUGUCAGUAUCGAGCCAAGUGGAAAUGGGAUGUGGCGAAGCAUAUGCGUCGAUGUCCACUGGGUCGUCAUGUCUCUCACCUUCCCAAUGAGGCGUUGUUGAGGAUAGUUAAGUAUCAUGCACCUCGAGAAGGAGAUAUAUUGUAUGGUUAUUUCCCACAGAGUGGAUUUCCUGGAGUGGGAAUUGACCAUCCUCCGACUCCACCGAGUAGUGUGAUGAAUCAUGGAUAUGAGAGGUUGGGUAAUGAAGGUGUGUGUGAUUUGGGUGAUGAUGCUGGUGUGAAUGGUGUUACUGAAUUUGAUGGAGUCAGUGGAUGUGAGGAGUUGGUGCAGGAUGAGGAGAGGAAUAAAUGUGAUUCAGCUAGUCGGGUGGAAGGCAAGUGUCCAUUGUGUGAAUUUCAUUCGACGGAUAAGACUGAGUUUCAAUUGCAUUGGAAUUCGCAUUGUCCAUACAUGGAAUGAUACACUGAUGAUUGAAUUCAACGAGAUGUUGACCUGUUUUCUAUGGUAUGGUAUGGUAUGGUAUGAUGUGGUGUGGUGUGCAAGUGAGUAAAGGAAACAGCAAUAACGAACUAGC